AUGGCUGUAAAACGCCUUCUGCGGUAUCUUCGGGCUGCACAAACUUACGGUCUUCUCAUUUCUCGACCUAAAACAAACCAUAUCAAUGCCUAUGCUGAUGCAGAUUGGGAAACCAAUCCCGAUGACUGCAAGUCAAUCACUGGUUUUACUGUAGCUUGUUCCAAAUUUUCAAUAGAAAUCUUUUGGAGUUCCUAUGGAGUUUCAUCUUCUUUCCAUCUUUGCUUUAUUCUGUCUUGCUUUAAGAGGAAGCAAAGCAAUGCUUCUUUACCUGCAGAGGUGUAUUGGAAGUCCAUGCUACCAAACACAUCCAUGCCCAAAGCUCUACAAGAUCUUUUACAGCCUGGAAACGAAAUCACUAUUUCAUUUGCAGAGGACGACUCUAUCAACUCCAGGGGAGGCUAUGGACAAAACGGAGUUGAGUAUAACGUUGCAUAUUGGAAUGAAUUGAGAAAAACUAGUUUCAUACCAAGUACACCCACUAUAUUCUUCUUAUAUGAUGAUCUCCUUCCUCACAAAAACAUGACCCUUAAUUUUACUAAAUCAAACAAAACCUCCAAUUUCUUGCCAAGAAAAAUUGCUGAGACCAUACCAUUUUCAAGCAAUAUGUUACCACAAAUUCUCAAAUAUUUUUCCAUAGAACCUUCGUCAAAGGAAGCUCAAACUGCGAAACGAACAAUUGAAGACUGUGAGGCACCAAAUAUUAGGGGAGAAAAUAAAUAUUGUGCUACAUCUUUAGAAUCACUAGUUGAUUUUGUCAUUACAAAGUUUGGGAAGAAAGUUCAGGCGCUUGCGAAUGAGGCAGAAAAGAAGAAUAAAGAACAGGAGUAUACAAUUUUAAAGGGAAUCAAAAUGAUUGGAGAUAAUCAAAUAGUGUGCCACAAGCAGAGGUAUGCAUAUGCUGUAUUUUACUGUCAUACAAUCAAUGCCAUGAAGGCUUAUACGAUUCCAUUGGAAGGCGUUGAUGGCUCCAAAGCUAAAGCCAUUGCAGUAUGCCACACAGAUACAUCGGCUUGGAACCCCAAGCAUAUUGCCUUCCAGAUCCUAAAGGUUAAGCCUGGAGGACCUCCAAUUUGCCACUUCGUUAAUAGUGAUACCAUUGUUUGGGUACCCAACUAGACUAUGUUUAGUAAGAUGUAUCAAAAUUAUAAUAAUGGAAUGCAUAUCUAUCUUCCAUUAUUUUGUUUAGUUAUAUAAUAAUAAUUUAAUGUAAUGGAUUGGUAAUUA
This is a messenger RNA of Hevea brasiliensis (rubber tree), 1224 nucleotides long. Its product is annotated as BURP domain-containing protein 5-like. The record is from RefSeq and is a predicted model, not a curated record. NCBI's taxonomy places the organism in Eukaryota, Viridiplantae, Streptophyta, Magnoliopsida, Malpighiales, Euphorbiaceae. The transcript is spliced from 4 exons. The coding region runs from base 1 to 1116 and encodes 371 amino acids.